AUGGAAAAAAGUAAGCAGAAUGUGAAACUACCGUACCGGGAAAAACUUAACAACGAGGCCAGGGACCGUUACUUGGCCAAACUGUCGGAUAUUAACGGCAUAGAUCCCUAUGAUCUCCGGAGCAAAGACUGGAGCUCCGACGUCUCUUCACUGCCUCCGACCUCAUCAGUGGACAUAACCACUUACCUAGUGUUUGGCGUCAGUGCCUACACGUGCGAGGAAUUCAAGGCAUAUAAAUCACUGGAAGCACACGGACAGUUCACAAAUGGCUGGGUUCAGGAUCUGUUUUCCUACCGACCACAGAUGUGCAACAACACAGUUGUUACUGCAAAGGUCAUGCACUCCCAAAGACUAAACGACACACCACUGAAACCCUGGGCCAUCAUUGACCGAUCAGGAGCCAUAUCAUCUGCUCACUGUACAUGUAUGGCUGGGAUAGCAGAGACCUGUACGCAUGUAGCUGCCAUGCUGUUCAAGUUGGAGGCCACUAUCAGAUGCAGGGAGAAAACAACUGUUACAGGAGAGCCUGCAUACUGGAUGAUACCGAACAACAUAAACAAAGUGGGAGCGAAGACAUUGUCGUGUUACGUGUGGCACCUGACCCCAAGCUGUGGAAUGCACUCCUUGAAAAGCCACAGCAGUUCUUUGAGCGUGUGUGUCUCCCUGAACUGGUCAGCCACUUCUUCACACGUGAUGCACAACGAGCACCGCUGA
This is a messenger RNA of Cyprinodon tularosa, 714 nucleotides long. RefSeq lists its product as uncharacterized. NCBI's taxonomy places the organism in Eukaryota, Metazoa, Chordata, Actinopteri, Cyprinodontiformes, Cyprinodontidae. The coding region runs from base 1 to 714 and encodes 237 amino acids. Gene Ontology annotation, molecular function: zinc ion binding. The record is from RefSeq and is a predicted model, not a curated record. The transcript is spliced from 3 exons.